CGUUACGGCGCACGCUGCUCAUCCACGCAUUCCAUCUUCUGGACUGCUUUCUGUCCUAGGAAUAUGUUCGGAUUACGAUUUUUCUCCGCAGAUGACUUUGACGACGAGGGUACGGACUUGGUCACGCCACUGACGAUCUUCUUCGCUUUCGGCAUAUAUCUGGUGUUUAGGAGGUACCAGAAUAAUCGCAAUCGACCUAUACCCUUCCGUUGGGUUCAGCCUAAGGAAGCCGAACCAGGCUGGCAAUCAAUAGUAAUCGAGAGCCCCGGUUUGCGGUCCCAUGAGACUAGGCCUGACCUUUUGCCGCCCCUUCAUCCAGAAGGGAGGGAAUACAUUACCUGCUAUGAUCCAGCGACUGCCUUCCACCUCGAUACUAUCCUCGCGGAUGACUCUUCCGAGAUAGAGCGGAAGAUAGAAUCGGCUCGCACCGCCCAACAAACCUGGCGUAACACUUCCUUUGCUCAACGUCGGAGGGUGAUUAGGAGCUUGAAGAAGUGGCUUGUAGAAAACCAGGAGACAUGCGCUCGAGUGGCAUGCCGUGACACGGGGAAGACGAUGAUUGAUGCGGCUUUGGGUGAAAUCCUUACAACAUGCUCCAAAAUGGACUGGAUCAUUACGCACGGAGAAAGAUAUCUCAAACCUGAACCCAGGAGGACAAAUUUGAUGCUCAGCUAUAAACGCUCCGAAGUCCACUACGAACCGCUGGGAGUUGUCGCAGCUAUCGUCUCAUGGAAUUAUCCCCUGCAUAACGCGUGGUCGCCUAUCCUGGCCGGUUUAUUCGCAGGCAAUGCCGUCGUGGUCAAGUGCUCCGAACAAGUAAUAUGGUCGACUCGAUGGUUCGUAGGAGCGAUCAAGGAAUGCCUGAAAGCCUGUGGCUACAGUCAGGAUCUGGUCCAGUUGGUCUGCUGUUGGCCGAAUGCAGCCGAAGCAUUAACCAAGUCACCACAUAUCAAACACAUUACCUUCAUAGGUUCAGAGGAAGUAGGACGGAAGGUGGCGCAAGCUGCUACUGAACAUUUAACGCCUGUAACCUUGGAACUUGGAGGCAAGGACCCGGUGAUUAUCCUUCAAGGCACGGAUCUUACGAAACACGCAAGCGUCUGGAUGAGAGGGGUCUACCAGAAUCUGGGCCAGAACUGCAUUGGGAUUGAGAAGAUACUAGUACAUUCAACACAAUACGAUGAGUUGUAUGAACUGUUAGUAGAUCGGGUCAAAGACCUGCGUUGCGGCGCUGUCCUCCCUCAAGUUGCAGAUGACUAUCUGCAUCCCGUGGACUGCGGCGCCAUGAUCUCAACGGAGCGUUUCGACCAUCUGGAAAUGAUCAUUGAAGAAGCGAAAAGUGCAGGGGCGACUGUCGAAGUAGGCGGCAAACGCCAUUCUCAUCCUUACCAUGCGCAUGGCGCGUUCUUUACGCCCACCAUCGUUGGUGAUGCCCCUCAAAUGACGAGAAUUGCUCAGGAAGAACUCUUUGCUCCGAUAGCCCUUCUCAUGCCUUACGACACCACUGAAGAAGCUAUCGAGAUUGCGAACGGCACUCGCUACGGCCUCGGUGCUAGCGUCUUCGGUCCCAACCAAGAAGAAUGCAUUAAUGUGGCAAAACAUCUCGAAUGCGGGAUGGUGUCUGUGAAUGACUUUGGUGUAUUCUAUCUGAAUCAGGAUCUACCUUUCGGGGGCACUAAAGCCAGCGGAUACGGUCGCUUUGGAGGGCCUGAGGGCCUGCGAUCAUUGACGAACCCGAAGGCUAUCGUGGUGGACCGGUGGCCUUGGCUCGUACAAACGAGUAUCCCGAAGGUAUUGGAUUACCCUAUUGGUUCAUUACAGCAAAGCUGGGCCUUUGUGAGCGGACUCGUUGGGUUGCUCUAUGCGGAGGGGUGGCGGGCUCGAUUUGAUUCACUGACGAAGCUCAUUAAUGCCGCCGGGCGAUGAGGGUAUGCUUGGAAGUACGAUCUACUGCGCAUCUGUAUAUACUUUAUCUACCUACGAAACCUGCAUCUUCGAACAUUUACUUCGUCCAACAACGAACGUCAAAGCAGAUC
Gloeophyllum trabeum ATCC 11539 is the source of this 2036-nucleotide messenger RNA. RefSeq names its product ALDH-like protein. The record is from RefSeq and is a predicted model, not a curated record. NCBI's taxonomy places the organism in Eukaryota, Fungi, Basidiomycota, Agaricomycetes, Gloeophyllales, Gloeophyllaceae. The transcript is spliced from 12 exons. Bases 64 to 1926 code for a protein of 620 amino acids. Gene Ontology annotation, molecular function: aldehyde dehydrogenase (NAD+) activity.